AUGACCAAUGUAUAUACCUUGAAAAAUAUCAAUAAUAAAGAUAAUGAUUCCUUUAAGGGGGUCGGACAACGACUUGGUGGUACAUAUGAGCAAGAGUUUAAAGAAAAAUUAUAUUCCGCUAUUAAAUCUAAAGCCGAAAUUAAUGAUCUCAGCGAAAAGCUGUCUCAUUCCGAAAGUCAACGUAAGCUUGAAGUCAAAUAUACUGCUAAAAUCCAAUCGCUCAAAUCAGAGAUUAAAACACUGAAGAGAAAGGCGACUUUGGCCCAGAAAGCUUCGUCCGCUGACAAGGUCCAGAUUCUUUCUCUUGAAACUAAAAUACGCGAAUUGGAAGGUAAGUUGGAGGACAUAGAUCUAGAGCGCACAUAUCAUGAUUUGGAUGCAGUGGGAGGGGAGCCGGCCCAAAUAAGCUCAUCCGAAAUAGAAUCUCUCAGGCUUGAAUUGGAACAUGCGAAGGAGGACCGUAAUUCGAAAGAAUAUACAAUAGAAUGUAUGGAAAAGGGGAUAGAGUCGUCAAAUAAUAUAUUCAAACGGGAAAUAGAUGCUUUGUAUUCAGCGCGAUCAAAAUUAAGGGAGGAAAAUAGGGCCUUCAAGGACCAGUUAGCGUUAAAGAAAAAUACUUCAUCCCAAAUAAUUUUGAGUGAGGGGAUUCCUUUGGAAUCGGUGGCGCAGAAGCAGUACCAUUGUCCCAAGAAAUACCUCUAG
Messenger RNA from Rhizophagus irregularis DAOM 181602=DAOM 197198, 702 nucleotides. The record is from RefSeq and is a predicted model, not a curated record. NCBI's taxonomy places the organism in Eukaryota, Fungi, Glomeromycota, Glomeromycetes, Glomerales, Glomeraceae.